UGGAGUACUAUAAUAGAAGAGGAAAAAAGAAGCCCUGAGAAAUAAAACAACAGUUUACUCAGAGAAAAUCUGAUGGAGAAACAGAGAAGUUUCUCCAUUAAACCUACAAGGCUAUGGCUUUUCUCUUUCACCAUUUCAUUUUCUCUAAUCUUUUUCAUCUUUUUCUCUAUAUGGGUUCUCAACCUUCCAUUAUAUAGCCGUCAAGAAACUCAUAUUCAGUUCAACAGUAGUACUGCUACUGCUGCUUCUGCUUCUGCUUCAGUCUCUUUGAGACCCAGAUCUCCUUUCAAGAUUCAAUCUUUAACUGGUUUUCACAAAAAUUACUCAGCAACCCAAAUCAAGAACUCAAUUUUGGUGAGUACCCAUUUCAAUAGAGUUGAAAAUGAGUCCCAAGUUUCUAACUUUUCAACAUUUGAGGGAAUCUUGGAUAAGGAAAAUCAGCCACAAUCAGUGGCUUAUGAUAUAAAUAGUGAAAAAAAUUCGACCUUUUCUGGUAACCGUUCGACUAAAUCUGAAACUGUUUCUUCUAAGCGUCUUGAAAUAGAAAGUACCAAUAGUAGUAUUCCUAUUUGGAAUCAGCAGCAGCAGCAACAGCAGAAUGUGUCUAUUGUUUUGUCUAAGAAAGAAGAAGCUUCUAGUAAUUUGCUUAAGGUGGUGAAUAAGAAAGAAUGUGAUAUCACUAAAGGGAAAUGGGUUUUUGAUGAGAGCUAUCCUUUGUACACAAAUGCUUCAUGUCCCUACAUUGAUGAAGGUUUUAGUUGUGAAACUAAUGGAAGAUUGGAUAAGAAUUAUAUGAAAUGGAGGUGGCAACCUCAAGAUUGUGACAUUCCAAGGUUCAAUGCUACUCAGAUGUUGGAACUUAUUAGAGGUAAAAGAUUAGUGUUUGCUGGUGACUCCAUCAACAGAAAUCAAUGGGAGUCGAUGUUAUGCUUGUUAAUGGGAGCAAUAAAAGAUCCAAGAAAGGUUUAUGAGACUCGUGGUCGGAGAAUAACCAAAGAGAAGGGAAAUUAUUGUUUCAAAUUUGUGGACUACCAAUGUACAGUUGAGUACUAUGUAACUCAUUUUUUGGUUCAUGAGGGCAAGGCAAGGAUAGGCAGCAAACGGGCGCAGACCUUGCGUAUUGAUACGAUGGACAAAGGUUCAUCAAGAUGGAGAGGGGCUGAUAUCUUGGUCUUUAACACUGCUCAUUGGUGGAAUCACCACAAGACUAAAGCAGGGAAGAAUUACUACCAGGAGAGGAAUCAAGUACAUCCUCGUCUUGAUGUUUCAACAGCUUUCGAAAAAGCCCUGACAACUUGGGCAUCAUGGAUUGAUAGACAUAUCAAUCCAAGCAAAACACAAGUUUUCUUCAGGAGUUCUGCUCCUUCUCAUUUCAGUGGGGGUCAGUGGAACACUGGUGGGCACUGCAGAGAAGCUUCUCAACCGAUCCCUGAGACUUACAGAGGCGAAUAUCCAGAGAAGAACAUAAUAGUGGAGCAAAUAAUAAGCAAGAUGAAGAUUCCAGUUACUUUUUUGAACAUAACUGGUUUGUCAGAUUACAGGAUUGAUGGUCAUCCUUCUAUAUAUGGAAGAAAACCGGGUAGCUCUUCGCGUGUUCAAGAUUGUAGCCAUUGGUGUCUUCCAGGGGUUCCAGAUACUUGGAACGAAAUGUUAUAUAUGCAUUUAGAAAGUACUAGAAGAAAAAGUUUGCCCAACUGAAACUUCAUCCUCAAAUUGAAAUUCUUUCAUUUGUUCCGCAUGUUUGAUAAGCUGUAUAUAGCUGUGAAGUUGAGGUUUGUCAAUUGUUCUCUUUUGGUGUGCCAAUUAUUAUGUCUAGAGAUGGCAAAUGGACGGAUUAAAAUAGGUUCAAAUUAAUACAACAGCAAACGUUGCAAAA
This is a messenger RNA of Solanum lycopersicum (tomato), 1876 nucleotides long. Its product is annotated as protein trichome birefringence-like 6. Gene Ontology annotation, molecular function: O-acetyltransferase activity. Lineage: Eukaryota; Viridiplantae; Streptophyta; Magnoliopsida; Solanales; Solanaceae. Gene Ontology annotation, cellular component: Golgi apparatus. The record is from RefSeq and is a predicted model, not a curated record.